GAGUUGGUAACACUGGACAUAACCUACAACCGGCGCUAAUCACGUUUCGCGAAUUCAAGGAGAAUCUUCGAGAAGUUUAAGUUUUCAGAGUAAUCUGAAUUCUCUCUGAACUCCAAUAAAUCAUUCCAUUUGAGUGAAAAAAUGUUGCGCUUGCCUCGUGUAGUUCGCCAAACGGUAUCAUUGAACAAAACCCACCAUUUUUCAAGAUUCUAUGCCAAAGAUGUAAGAUUCGGUGCUGAUGUAAGAGCGCUGAUGCUACAGGGCGUAGACGUCCUCGCCGAUGCCGUCGCCGUCACAAUGGGACCAAAAGGUAGAAACGUAAUUUUGGAGCAGUCGUGGGGCUCGCCGAAAAUAACAAAAGAUGGUGUGACAGUAGCCAAAGGAGUAGAACUCAAAGAUAAAUUUCAGAACAUCGGUGCCAAACUAGUCCAAAAUGUAGCAAAUAACACAAACGAGGAAGCCGGCGACGGAACCACAACCGCAACGGUGCUCGCGAGAGCGAUCGCGAAGGAAGGCUUCGAGAAAAUCUCUAAAGGAGCUAAUCCUAUUGAAAUACGGCGAGGAGUCAUGUUGGCCGUAGAUACUGUGAAAGAGAAGUUAAAGAACAUGUCGAAGCCUGUCACCACGCCCGAGGAGAUCGCGCAGGUCGCGACCAUCUCCGCGAACGGCGACACGGCGAUCGGAAAACUGAUCGCUGACGCAAUGAAGAAGGUCGGCCGCGACGGCGUCAUCACAGUCAAGGACGGCAAAACACUCAACGACGAGCUCGAACUCAUUGAAGGUAUGAAAUUCGACAGAGGUUAUAUUUCACCAUAUUUCAUCAACUCAUCUAAGGGGGCAAAGGUUGAGUUCCAAGAUGCAUUAGUUCUAUUUUCAGAAAAGAAAAUUAGUAAUGUACAGACAAUCAUUCCUGCAUUAGAAUUAGCAAACCAACAGAGGAAACCAUUAGUAAUUGUUGCCGAGGAUGUUGAUGGAGAAGCACUGUCAACCUUGGUAGUGAACCGGCUGAAGAUUGGGUUACAGGUUGCUGCAGUGAAGGCCCCCGGUUUUGGUGACAACAGGAAAGCAACUCUUAGUGACAUGGCCAUUGCAACUGGAGGUGUUGUAUUUGGUGAUGAUGCAAAUCUCAUUAGGUUAGAAGAUGUACAAUUAGCUGAUCUCGGCCAGAUUGGUGAGGUUAUUAUCACAAAAGAUGACACACUCCUGCUCAAAGGGAAAGGCAAGAAAGCAGAUAUUGACAGGAGAGCAGAGCAAAUCCGUGAUCAAAUUCAAGAAACUACUUCUGAAUAUGAAAAGGAAAAAUUACAGGAGCGUCUUGCCAGACUCGCAUCAGGAGUGGCUGUCCUACAUGUUGGUGGAUCCAGUGAAGUUGAGGUGAAUGAAAAGAAAGAUAGAGUAAAUGAUGCUUUAAACGCAACUCGGGCUGCAGUUGAAGAGGGAAUCGUACCCGGAGGUGGAUCUGCCCUUCUCAGAUGUAUUCCUGAACUUGACUCAAUAAAGACAGCAAACACUGAUCAAGCGACAGGUAUUGAGAUCAUUAAAAAAGCUUUAAGAAUGCCCUGUAUGACAAUUGCUCGGAAUGCUGGCAUUGAUGGAUCAGUUGUGGUUGCCAAAGUCGAAGAUUUAGGCCCCGAAUUCGGUUAUGAUGCAUUAAACAAUGAGUAUGUAAAUAUGAUUGAAAAGGGCAUCAUUGACCCAACAAAGGUUGUCAGAACAGCUUUAACAGAUGCAAGUGGGGUUGCAUCAUUGCUGACGACGGCUGAAGCUGUUAUUUGCGAUAUUCCUCAAGAAAAGGAGCCUAACCCCAUGGCAGGUAUGGGUGGCAUGGGUGGCAUGGGCGGCAUGGGAGGGAUGAUGUAAGCCUCACAAAGACUUUUGUAACGCAUUUAUAGUGUAAAGAACUAUAUUAAUAAUUUCACAAGUUAAGGGUAUUGCAAUGAAUGUUAUGCAAAGUGAAUGAAUUCUUUUAUUGAUGUCUGAUUGAUUGUGUUAGAUUAGAAAAGACAACUGUCUUAGAAUUAUUUAGUUUAAAGUUUGCUUCAGUGGAGCAGGUGUUAUUUUUAAAAAUAAAUAAUGUUGUUCA
Molecule: messenger RNA, 2083 nt
Organism: Bicyclus anynana (squinting bush brown)
Lineage: Eukaryota; Metazoa; Arthropoda; Insecta; Lepidoptera; Nymphalidae
Product: heat shock protein 60A
Exons: 1
Coding region: 142-1860 (572 amino acids)
Biological process (GO): protein refolding; mitochondrial unfolded protein response; apoptotic mitochondrial changes
Cellular component (GO): mitochondrial inner membrane; mitochondrial matrix
Molecular function (GO): protein-folding chaperone binding; ATP binding; ATP-dependent protein folding chaperone
Source: RefSeq, a predicted model, not a curated record